AUGAAGCAUUGCAUUCUAGAUACUGGAAUAUCGGUGGCGUAUGAGCCUGAAAACGCCGAACCGAUUGUUGACUUUGUUUUCGUACAUGGGCUCCAUGGCCACCCCUACAAGUCAUGGACCAGGUCGAUUGAGAAGCGAAAGCCUUCAUCUUCAGCACUCGUGGAGAAGGUAUCUUCAAAUAGAGGCAAGGAUGUGAGGAAAAAUCCCAUCCGCCGUGCUAUAUCACGUAUCGGAAGGUCGUCAUCGAAGUCAUCGCCAAAGCCGGCUUCCCAGCCUGGCUCAAGCAAAGCAGAUGAUACAGAGAAAAUACUGGAGGCUCUUUUCUGGCCAGCAGAGUUGCUACCACUAGAAUGCCCGAAUUCUAGAAUUCUAAUGUAUGGAUAUGACUCAAAAAUAACUAAGUACACAUCCGGUGCAACCAACAAGAGCAGCUUGUUAUCUCACAGCAAAGACCUCUUGUUUUCCCUUGCUAGACAUGGGGUCCACAACCGGCCUCUCGUCUUCAUUGCCCACAGCCUAGGUGGGAUUAUCGUCAAAGAACUGCAGAUGCUUGGACGAUCAUCUUCAUCAGCGGAGGAUGACCUCCGCAACAUUGUCGAGUCCACCGCGGCCAUUGUAUUUCUUGGGACGCCUCACAGAGGCAGUCCAGAAUUCGCCGCCAUAGGAGAAUCUCUUCGGUCAAUCGUCAGCAGCCUAGGAAUGGAGACGACCCCGGCAAAUCUUGACGCUCUUGGCUUAAAGACUACUGAUCUAGAACGAGCGCAGGAAGCCUUCUCUACAAUCUGGAAUAAGUAUGACUUUAGAGUUAAAACCUUUCAAGAGAGCUUGAGUAUGACUGGUAUCGGGCUCGGCUCUCUUGGGAACAAGGUUGUGCCUGAUCACUCUUCGCUGAUUGGAGAUGUUCGUGAGCGGGCCGAGACACUUCAAGCAAAUCAUAAGGAUAUGUCUCGGUACAGCGGGCUUGAUGAUCCUAAUUACCGCAAGGUUGGUGGAGAAUUGAGCUUUUUAUAUCGGUCAUUAGUAAAUCUGAAUUCACAACUACCUAUCCGACCUGACGCUUCGAUCGAGCAAAAGAACCCGAGUUACAGUCCUUCCGAUGAGACGAAAUUGGACCACGCGAUGAAGAAUUACACACUCGAUUCGUUGUGGUCCCCAGCGAUGCAUUCGCGGUACCAGGACAUCGCACACCCCGCGGAUACCACAUGCUCAUGGUUAUUCAACCACCAACUAUACCAGGACUGGUAUGGUAAAAACAGCGGUGACAACCAAUCCGGGCUUCUAUGGCUCAAGGGGAAGCCUGGAACAGGCAAGUCGGUUCUCAUGAAAGAGGCUUUCCGUCUCGCAGUUCAGGACCAGAAAACGUCUAAUCAUUUGGCGGCGGCGUUCUUUUUUGAUUCCAGAGGAACCGAACUACCGGGUUCUGAGUCGAUCCUUUUCCGCUCCUUGUUGCAUCAGUUGUUACUGAAAAGUGACAAGUUAUUCUUGCUCUGGUGUGAGAAACUUCAAGAAGAGUCCACUACGAUCGAGUCUAUGCUUUGUAAGCCCCAAGAGCUGAAACAUUUCUUUCAACAUAUCGUUUCUCAAGACAGCUCAAAACGAAUUAUUCUGUAUAUUGACGCUCUUGACGAAUGUGAUUCGAAGAGCGUGCGGGAACAAGCGUAUUUCUGGCGUGAGAUUACCAUCAAGGCCCGAACAAGAGGAACGCAAUUGAGUGUCUGCCUGUCUAGUAGGCAUUUCCCAAACAUUUCUUUGGCGGGCUGCCCUGAGAUCAUCAUGGAGGGAAACAACCACCAAGAUAUCCAUCAGUAUAUUGAUGACAGGUUUGGGCUUGUGAACAGAGGCGAAACUCAGGAGUCUCCAAACCGUCUUGUUUGCACAAGGGGGCCCUUGGAUGAUGAAGAGGGACAAGAGAAAAAACUCAAGGAUGUCAUAUUCCAGAAGUCGAGAGGCGUGUUCUUAUGGGUUGUUUUGGUCGUCGAAGAAGUCCUUCGCAAUCGAGAUGACGGAAAAGAUUUCGCUUACUUGCUUGACAAAGUUCAUAUGGUCCCCGGGCCCCUUGAGAGCUUGUUCAAAGACCUACUGCAAUAUGCCAGCACAGAGGAGAAACGCAUUGCACUGGGUCUUUUCCAAUGGGCAAUACUUUCGGCCUCCCCUCUUCGGCUGUAUGAGUGGCAUCAUAUUUUAGCCUUCAUCCGAUUCCCAUCCCUGUCCUCGCUAUCAGAAUGGAGGCACAACAUUCAUUUUACCAAGACGGAUGAUCAGCUAGAGAGGCAAAUUAGAAGUCUUUCAAAGGGGCUGGUUGAAGUGAGAAGGAUAUCAGCAGACGAGCCCCAAGGAGCAGCGUUUGAUUCGCUGUCCCUAGACGCUGGAGCAGGCUCCCUAAACCUCGACUCAGGUGGAACUCGAGUUGUUCAAGUCAUCCAUGAAUCAGUACGUGGGUUUUUCCUGCGCGGAAAUGGGUUUGGCAUACUGAGUCCGGACUAUGUUGAUAAACCUAUCAGUAAAGCACACAUGGAAAUCAUGAACACAUGCCUCAACUAUAUUUAUAUCCAUGAACUGGAUGCACUUGUGGACGCACGGAAUCAUACAAAAAGAUCACCGUUCAAACGAACAAGUUCUACUAAACAGGUGCGACCUGACGAAGCAAGCCACGAGUUGGAGAGAGAUGAUUUAAACAAACCAUGGACCCGACACACUCCAAUUGACGGUUCAAGCCUCAAUGAUCCUAGGAUGCCGCCGAAGUUUGACAACCUCACGGUAAAGAAGAAGGCGUUGACUAGUAAAGUAUUGGAAAUUACGCAGGACCAGGUUUUUCCCGUCGACAUCCAUCUCUGGAUGUCGACUAACAAAUCCGCACUGGGCGAUCUUUCAACUGACGGAGCCCCAGCUCUCUCUAUCGCAAAUUCCUCAAUAUCUGGACUAUCCCAAACUCUGGAAGAUCACCCAGCUCUGCUCUCAUAUGCUACGCAACGGUUUUUCACCCAUGCUAUAUUGGCUGAUUUGUCGUAUUCAGACCCUCACGAGAUUCUACAUAGACUCCUAAAUAAAAAAGCGUGGUCACGUUUGAAAGCCCUGAGGGAAGAUAUUCCGAUUGGGUCCCGGAUUUUGGAAUAUGCCAGUCAACUUGGCCUUGUUUCGUGGGUCGCAGAUAUCCUUUUAUCCCAAAUUCAAUUUAUAUCUGGGGAUCUCGAAGACAUUAUCGCCACAGUUCACUCUGAAGACAACUACAGGCGACUUGCUUUGAAUUGUCCUCCCUUCCUCGAUGAUAGAUGGCGUCUUUCUCAAUUCAUCAUAGAGGACUUCAAGAAAACCUUUCCUCAUUCAAGUAACCGGGUUUUAAGGGAGCUUGAACUGAGAGAUUAUGUUGAAUACCCUGAAGAGCAGUCUGCCGCUCAGGGUGGAAAUUUAGAAAGACUCGUCCCCGAAGAGUAUUUGGUCUCAGCGAGAAGACCGAGGAAACAAAGAAGUGUUGAAAGUUUUGGCUCAGCCAGCAGCCAUUCUGGAUCUAUACAUGGCAUCUCUGUUGGAUGGAAUGACGGAUCUCUCUGGGGUACAACCACACCAGAAGGUUUGACUAGGCCUAGCUGGAUGUCAGACUUUCAAAUAUAG
This is a messenger RNA of Clonostachys solani, 3609 nucleotides long. NCBI's taxonomy places the organism in Eukaryota, Fungi, Ascomycota, Sordariomycetes, Hypocreales, Bionectriaceae. The record is from the annotation of a GenBank genome assembly.